AUGAAGAAGGUUAAUGCGCACGGUUCUCGACAUGGCAGCUUUGUUGUAACAAGGAGUUCUCUCAAUCCGGAUUGCGAACUGUCCUUUUCGGGUCGAUGUACGUUAAAUCAGAAGAUCCAGUCAUGGGACUUUGACCAAGGAACCUAUAAUAUAUACAAGGUUCUUCUUUCGACUUGGUCGAGUCCCCACCAUCUUGAACUCCCUGUAUACAUGGAGGACAACAAGAUCAUUGAAACAAUAGUUGCUCCCUGCCUCGAUGGUGCUGGCUAUAGUUUAACAGUUGGUUCAAGUUACAGUAUCCGUGGGCAAAUCACUCGGGACGAUGCAUGUGGAACUGCUUGGGAGUUCAACCCUCUACUUGUGGGUCACUCUCGAACUACAGAAGAACCACUUACACCUGAUGGUUUCCAAGUAACCGGUUGCGGGCGAGUAAAGUCGGUGAUGAAAGUGAUGGAUUCAGCUGGAGAUCACUUCCAAUAUCAUCAUGUAUUGAUUAACCAUCAGCCAACAGUUCUUUUAAUCCUCAAAACAAGUUCACUUAAACUGAGUCCGAGUAUUCAGGGAUUAGUUGGAGAAUUUGUCGAGUUUUGUGGUUUUUUCAUCGGAGAAGAAAUAGAAACAGGGGUUUUGAUUUUAACCGUUGAAUAA
Puccinia graminis f. sp. tritici CRL 75-36-700-3 is the source of this 648-nucleotide messenger RNA. RefSeq lists its product as uncharacterized. The record is from RefSeq and is a predicted model, not a curated record. The coding region runs from base 1 to 648 and encodes 215 amino acids. NCBI's taxonomy places the organism in Eukaryota, Fungi, Basidiomycota, Pucciniomycetes, Pucciniales, Pucciniaceae. The transcript has 5 exons.